AUGCCUGCCUUCAUAGCCUGUGGACUGGCCAGGCCAGAACAGGGUGGCCUUGCACGACACGUGCCAGGGAGUGCAGAGGGCCGAGGCAGUAUCUCGACCCUUCCUCGAUCGGGCUUUCUUCCGGCAACGGUCGAGGACCCUGCGCCGCCUUUGCCACCUCCGGCAAGGCCUCCGCCGGAUGCUCUGGAGUCCGUGCAGAGAGCGGAGGCAGAUGUGACCUCCGAGGCAGAAGCUCGUGAUGCUGACAUGCCUCAAGCAGAAGCAGAUGCACCAGAAAUGGUUCCUCAGACUAGUGCUCCCAGGAUCCAAGAGCAGCAAAAGGCGGGAAAUGAGAAGGAUGAGAGCAUGCUGCAGGCUGUGGAGCCGCACUCAGUGCCUAUGCUGCUCCCGGAUUGGGAGGCUGCCGGAGACGCUCUGGGCGAAGGCCUGCCAUAG
Messenger RNA from Symbiodinium sp. CCMP2592, 435 nucleotides. The record is from the annotation of a GenBank genome assembly. Lineage: Eukaryota; Dinophyceae; Suessiales; Symbiodiniaceae.